AUGAAGGACACUCUGCAAGACGCUCUCGACGAGCUAGUCUCGGCGCGCACAUCUCCUACGAGGACCAGCGAGGUCCUCUCCGCCAUAGAACGUCUGCUGGCAGAGACGCUCGCACGCAAAGAUGAUGAUGAGAGCGCCAAGAAGUUGCAGCUCUUUCUCAAAUUGCAAGAUGCCUUCGAAUGCAAUGUCCCAUCCCGCGUACUCUCGUGGAUGAUUACUACCACUUCCCGCUUGGAGCAAGUCACCAGUGCAAGUAAAGCGUCUCCAGAUCCUCAAAAAAUGACCGAGAUCUAUACCUUGACUUCUCAGCUGAUACAAGCACUAUUCAUCAUCCAAGGUGUGACAUUGGUACAUAAGCCAAGCAAACAAUAUCUUGGCCGUAGAUAUGCCCUUGAUAUACUUUUAGAGCUCCUUCAAACCUCUCGUCAUAUCGCUGCCAUGUCAAUGAUCACCACCGCCACAAGUAGCCAGACUUCACCUCCAACCUCUCCUAAGGCCGAAAAGGAAAAUGCUUACAUCACAAACCCCAACGCGCCAUCUAUGCCUCUCGUUUCUACGGUCCUUGAUACCUUUCUUUGCAUUUUGGUCGAUUCAUCUCCAGCCUUGCGUGUCUUUGAGGAACUCAACGGGGUGCAGUUAGUAGCAAAGUUCUUGAAGAGAUACCAAGCCCCACGGGAAGACAAGAUGAAAUGCCUUGAGUUUCUGUAUUUUUACCUCCUGGAUGAAACAACCACGGUUGCCCCUUCAGGGGAUGGUCCUUCGACACAGCCAUCUUCUACUAACACCAGCCCAGCAAACUCACCACCAACCUCUCCUAGUGACAGAUUUAAACCUUCGCAUCGAUCCAAACUGUCAACGUCGACUACCGGAUCUCGGGAUUCUUCAAGUUCAUCCAUCUUCUCACUCACUUCUGCGGCCUCCACGUCGACGAGCUCGAUAGGCUCUGUACAAAGCGUGUCCAAGUACUCUGGUGACUACUCCUCCCUAUCCUCCAACACAUCCAGGUUACCCUCGGGCAAGACUGGGAUACCGCCCAUUCCGGCACUUGCACCCUCGCCACGCAUCGUGACACCCCCAACGCAUCGAGCACAGUCCCGGUCUUUACUCAUGCUCAGGAAAGAAGUCGAUUAUGUUCCACUUAGCCCUAAGAAAGCGCAGGUAUCGCGGUUGGGCGUCGGCGGAGGUAGAACGAGUUCAUCAUCUAGAGCAAAGGACAAAUGGCGCACCACCACAGACGAACUGUCGUCCGAAGACAUCACCUCGGAAAUUGGGGACGCACCUCAGACACCACGACCAAGCGGCUUGUCUCAUACGCGCGGACACUCUAUCUCGUCCCAAGGGUCUAGUUCUUCAACCUUACGCGCGACUGCAAGCGAAUCGGCAGGAUUCAAGACGCCCGUUGCUCCCCAUCGCGACAGGCAUCGUCGUGCGCAGAGCAGCGCGGACGUCAUGAAGGUGUUGGAUCCGCGUGGUCCCUCUACGAGGGUAGGCUCAGACAUCGGCCUGAAACUGGUGCCGUCGGCUGAGACUUCGAAGAACGGUCCGCGUACUACGGAAGAAAAGAAGGAAAUCCUGCGGUCGAUGCUGGGUAAUGUGGACACGCUUGUGGAGGGCAUGCGGUCGGCAGGGAUUUGGGGACUUGGGUAG
Molecule: messenger RNA, 1647 nt
Organism: Fibroporia radiculosa
Lineage: Eukaryota; Fungi; Basidiomycota; Agaricomycetes; Polyporales; Fibroporiaceae
Exons: 6
Coding region: 1-1647 (548 amino acids)
Source: RefSeq, a predicted model, not a curated record